CUCUCGCGGCAGCAGCAGGACCGGAGCACCGACUCCCUCCGCCGCCUUCACUCCGCGCUGUCCCCGCUCUCACAGCCGUCCUGCCCCGGGGAAACCUGCCCGGGAACCCACCGGGGAGCCAGCCGGGAGCCAGCCGAGGCUCCGGAGCCGCUGGCCGGACUCUGACGUCGAGUUUUCAGACGCCGAAUGAGGACAGAACGCCGUCUGUAUCUGUCCUCUCUUUGAAUUGCCGUCUUCCCCUGCUGCAGCCCGAGGACGAGGACGAGGAUGUGCAGCGAUGUCCCCAGAGGCGCGUGAGACGCUGAACGCGCCCGCCGAACCCGCCCGUCUCGCACACACACGGUCGUGACGCCGCCGCGGCCCGACGCCAUGCAGCUCCUCCUCCUGUGAGCGUCCCGAGCAGCAGCGGGAGGCGGGGCCGAGGGCGGGGCGAGGGGAGACAUGUCCCGGCGCGGGGCCCCCGGCGCCGUGCGCCCGCUGGGCGCCGAGGCCCUGGUGGCCCUGCUGGAGGGCGGCCUGGACCGCGUGGUGCUGAUCGACAGCCGGCCCUUCGUGGACUACAACGCGUCGCACAUCCUGGAGGCCGUCAACGUCAACUGCUCCAAGCUGAUGAAGAGGAGGCUGCAGCAGGACAAGGUGCAGAUCCAGGAGCUGCUGCAGCACUCCGCCAAGAACAAGCUGCAGCUGCAGGCUGAUCAGGAGGUGGUGGUGUACGACCAGAGCUCCUCAGACCCGGCGGCUCUCAGCACCGAGUCCUUCCUCUGCGUUCUGCUGCUCAAACUGGAGAGAAGCUUCCCCUCCGUCCACCUGCUGUCAGGCGGCUUCUCGCAGUUCUCCCACCUCUUCCCGGGGCUGUGCGAGGGGAAGUCGGCCCUGCUGCCCUCCUGCGCCUCCCAGCCCUGCCCCCCCGUCGCCAGCCUGGGCCCCACCCGCAUCCUGCCCCACCUGUACCUGGGCUGCCAGAGGGACGUCCUCAACCAGGAAGUGAUGCAGCAGAACGACAUCGUCUUCGUGCUGAACGCCAGCAACACGUGUCCCAAACCGGACUUCAUCCCGGACUCCCACUUCCUGAGGGUCCCGGUCAACGACUCCUUCUGCGAGAAGAUCCUCCCCUGGCUGGACCGAUCGCUGGACUUCAUCGAAAAAGCCAAAGCGUGCAACGCCCGGGUCCUGGUCCACUGUCUGGCUGGAAUCUCGCGCUCGGCCACCAUCGCCAUCGCCUACAUCAUGAAGAGGAUGGACAUGUCUCUGGACGAGGCCUACAGGUUCGUGAAGGAGAAGCGUCCCACCAUCUCCCCCAACUUCAACUUCCUGGGUCAGCUGCUGGACUUUGAGAAGAAGAUAAAGAGUCCUCACGGUACGGAGACCAAGCUGCGGUCCCUCCAGCAGGGGGAGCCCGGGUCGGAGGCGGCGUCGGCCAGGCCGGACGCCGCCGCCGCCGCCGGUCCGGCUCUGUUGGAGCCGCUGACGCUGCCCUGCGUUCUGGCCGACGCCCCCGAGGAGCGCCGGCUGGCCCAGGCUCUGAGCGGCCUGGCGCUGGCCGACGGCGGCGAGGACAGCUCGCGGCUGAAGCGCUCCUUUUCCCUGGACAUCAAGUCGUACGGCGAGCCCGGCGGGGGCGCCGCGCACUGCGUCUUCGUGCCUCACGUCGGCGCCGCAGACGCCACGGACUUCUACAAAGCGUCGGCGUUUAAGGAGAGCAAGGCGUGUCAGUUCUCGCCGGUGCAGGAAGUGUCGGAGCAGUCGACGCCGGAGCAGAGUCCCGAUAAGGAGGAGGCGGACUCUGCACAGGGACCGCCGCCGCCGGCCUCCAGCAGCUUCACCAAGCCUCCGCCCCCCUCCCCGAACUGUCCACACCCGCUGCACCGGAGUGGCAGCAUGGAGGAGAGCGCCACCAGCUUCCUGUUCGGCCUGUCGCGCAGCCAGCAGCACCUGGCCAAGCCGGGGCCGUGCGGCGGCGGCGGCGGCGGCGCCCUGAAGGGCUGGCACUCCGACAUCCUGCUGGGACCCGUCACCGUCUCCACCUCCUCCCUGAGCGGCGGCUGGUACCUCUCCUCCGACUCCGCCCGCUUCUACUCCACCUCCGCCAUCCUGAGCGGCGGCGGCGGCUUCGCGGCGUUUGGCUGCGGCCACGGCCUGGAGGCGGUGCGGCGGCGCAGCCGGCAGCGGACGGGCGACCGCGGCGACUCCCGGAGGAGCUGGCACGAGGAGAGCAGCUUCGAGAAGCAGCUGAAGAGGCGCAGCUGCCAGAUGGAGUUCGGAGACGGGCGGGCGGGCGAGGAGAUGGUGAAGGGGGGCAGCCAGUCCAGCUUCUCCGGCAGCAUGGAGGUCAUCGAGGUGUCCUGAGGCACGGCGGCGCACGGUUCGAUUCCUCCGGCAGCCGGGCAGCACACACGGCGACGUCGGUCUGUUAGCAACAGAGUUCACGGUUAAUGGAACCGAGAAGGAAAACUGCUCAGCAGAAAAUCUGAAAGCUGCAACUCUGUCAACCUCUCUGCUCUGACUGUGUCUCCACGGCGACCUCUCUGCUCUGACUGUGUCUCCACGGCGACCUCUCUGCUCUGACUGUGUCUCCACGGCGACCUCUCUGCUCUGACUGUGUUUCCACGGCGACGUCUCUGCUCUGACUUUGUUUCCACGGUGACCUCUCUUCUCUGUGUUUCCAUGGCGACCCCUUUUUUCUUUGCACGUUUCUGAUCUUCAACAUCGUCUUUGCUGUAAUUUUUAGGUUCUUUUAAAUUAAAGAAGUUAUGGAUGCUUACGCCGAUGUUAUAAACUGAACAAAAAUCAGGAUUUUUCUCUCUAUGCUAAGAUUUUUUUUUGGUAACUUUUCAUGAUUGACGGUUGAGCAGCUGCAGUGCUCAGUGAGGCCACCAGAGGGCGUUUUCACAAUAUAAUGGACACCAGUGAAAGCUGUGGUUUUUUUGGUGAAUUUUUUUCUUUUCAUUUCAGAUUUAAAAAAAUAAUUUGCAGACUGAUUAAAAAUAACGCUUUGGUAUCGACUGUGGCGUCGCCGAUGUGUGCCGCAGCUGGCCAGACUCUGAGGCGGCCAAUCAGAGGAGACUCACCUGAGGUCAGGUGAUCACAGACUGUUUGACAGGUAAUCUUUGCACUCCGGCUCAGAGCCAGCGUCUGAGUUCAGGUUCAAAUAAAACAAAAGGAAAAAAAAAAAUCUGUCACUCUCUUCUUCAUAUUUACAGUCAUACUGAACCCGAGAG
Molecule: messenger RNA, 3218 nt
Organism: Salarias fasciatus (jewelled blenny)
Lineage: Eukaryota; Metazoa; Chordata; Actinopteri; Blenniiformes; Blenniidae
Gene: dusp16
Product: dual specificity phosphatase 16
Exons: 7
Coding region: 442-2346 (634 amino acids)
Biological process (GO): peptidyl-tyrosine dephosphorylation; negative regulation of MAPK cascade
Cellular component (GO): nucleus; cytoplasm
Molecular function (GO): MAP kinase tyrosine phosphatase activity; protein tyrosine/threonine phosphatase activity; MAP kinase tyrosine/serine/threonine phosphatase activity
Source: RefSeq, a predicted model, not a curated record